Scatophagus argus is the source of this 8435-nucleotide messenger RNA. Its product is annotated as protein unc-13 homolog B-like. The coding region runs from base 724 to 5583 and encodes 1619 amino acids. The record is from RefSeq and is a predicted model, not a curated record. Lineage: Eukaryota; Metazoa; Chordata; Actinopteri; Scatophagidae. Gene Ontology annotation, molecular function: calcium ion binding; diacylglycerol binding; syntaxin-1 binding. Gene Ontology annotation, biological process: synaptic transmission, glutamatergic; presynaptic dense core vesicle exocytosis; synaptic vesicle maturation. The transcript has 41 exons. Gene Ontology annotation, cellular component: synaptic vesicle membrane; terminal bouton; presynaptic membrane.
UUGAUGUUCCUGCUUUUAAAUGCUCAUUUGAAAGUUGCCAGUUUAGUUGUCAUCAACUGCUCAAUAGCUCCAGUGCUGCAUUUCAUCCUAAUGGACUCUGCUUUCCCUUUUUUGUUGGCAUUCACCAGCUGCUGGUUUUAAGUCGAACAGACUUGGGGUGGGGGGUGGUCUUCUGAUUACCGGCAUUUAAGACGAUGCAAUCAUGUCGGUGUUUUAGAGUAUAAUGUAACCCUCUUGCACUUUCUUGGGCUCUUGUCAAAUCAGAAUGUACAUGUGAAAUCUUUCAUAAUUAAGAUGUCUAAAAUUUGCGAGUAACAUGCAGCUUUGGCAGUAACUUUUGAUGCAUGGAGGUAUCAUGGCUGACGCUAAUAACUGCUAUUGUGUUGCAACACACUACGCGCUUCUGUGAAUGCCAAGUUACCCAAAUUCCUAUCUCUUCUGUAGUCCCUGAACGCAGCAUAAGAGCCGCCCCGCUCUGCCGGAUUUGAGCCACUCGUUAGUCUAUCUUUGCCAGUGGUAGUCAUCUCUUCAAUCAAAAGGAGCCCGUGGAUCGUCCACCUGGUUCACAUCUGUACACUUUGUUUUAUGACCAGGUGCGAUGAAGCGGAAAGUAAACGAUAUUUAGGAGCAGGCUAAAUGACUGCUGUGCAACAGGCAACUGGGCUGCAAACUCACUGAAGGCUCAUCUGUUUUGGAGGAACUGUUGCACAAAAUCCCUCUGCGAUGUCUCUGCUGUGUGUCAGAGUGAAAAAAGCCAAACUACACGGGCCUCCAGACAAGUUCAACGCCUAUGUAACUUUAAAGGUGCAAAAUGUGAAGAGUACCACCAUCACUGUCCGUGGGGACCAGCCAUGUUGGGAACAAGACUUCAUGUUUGAGAUCAAUCAUCUGGAGUCAGGUCUGGUGGUGGAACUGUGGAAUAAAGGCUUGAUCUGGGACACUAUGAUCGGCACAGCACUGAUACCCCUGGACACCAUUCAACAGUCUGACGAGGAGGGACCCGGAAUCUGGACGUCUCUUGACUCUGAGGUGUUAAUGAGGGAGGAUGAGAUCUGUGGUACCACCAACCCAACUCCACACCAAGUGCUACUGGAUACUCGCUUUGAGCUGCCCUUUGAUAUCCCAGAAGACGAAGCUCAGUACUGGACCAGUAAACUGGAGCGGAUCAACACCAUGAGAAUACAUGAUGAGUAUCCACUGCAGGAGGAGGUUCACAGAAGACGGAUGGGGUCUGUGCCCUCUCAGUGCUCGUUUGAUGACCAUGAUAGUGCAAUGGAUGAUCGUGAUAGUGAUUACCGCAGUGAAACUGGCAACAGACCUCCACGGUUUCACAACACCUCCCAGACAAAUUCAUCAGUUCACCAGUACCCUAUAGGACGCAGGAUCCAACAUCAAACCCUGUCCAGGGAGUCUGACUCUGUACAAAGCUAUGAGCUAGACUAUAGAGAAAUGAGAGGGCCCAGUCCACCCGACAGCAGCCGCUUUGAUUCAUCCGGAAACCUCAGUCCAGCCAGUUCUCAGCUCAGCUCUGAGCCCGAUGAGCGCCGAGAUCCCAGCGGCCCUCGGCCCAAUCUCAAUAGCCAGCCAUCUACCUGGGAUGAACAAGAAAAGGAGGAGGAGGAGGAUGAGAAGGAGCUGCAUCCACAACCAGAGUCUGGCUCCAACAAAGACUUGAAAGACUCUUCACUCAUCCUGCCAAAACCAGUGUUGGACAACCAUAAUAACAAGACUCAGACUACAAUCAGUCUCUUUGAAGAUGGCCCACCACCCUGCUCUCCUUCGAAAGUUCGCUGGCUCAAAGCAUACAACAAAGUCAGAGUACAGCUCCUUGAGAGUCGAGAUCAAGACGCUGACCCCAGCAAGCACCCCUGGGCCAAGCCAGGGGGAAACACGCCGUUUGGCAUUGACAGCAUGCCAGACCUCCGCAAGAGGAGGCCCAUUCCGCUUGUUAGUGAACUGGCUAUGUCCAUGAUACAGUGCAGGAAAGCUGGACUUGCCCACACACUGGCCACACGGACCUCCUUGAAAGACGAAGAGCUUAAAAACCAUGUCUACAAGAAGACUUUGCAGGCUCUGAUCUACCCCAUCUCCUGCACCACACCACACAAUUUUGAGGUGUGGACAGCCACCACGCCCACCUACUGCUAUGAGUGUGAGGGUCUGCUGUGGGGUAUCGCCCGGCAGGGUAUGCGCUGUGCAGAGUGUGGUGUCAAAGUGCAUGAAAAAUGCCAGGAGCUGCUGAAUGCUGACUGCCUGCAGAGAGCUGCUGAGAAAAGUUCCAAGACUGGGGCAGAGGACCGGACCCAGCACAUCAUCAUGGCUAUGAAAGACAGGAUGAAGAUCCGUGAGAGGAACAAGCCGGAGAUUUUUGAGGAGAUCCGGAAACUCUUUAACAUCAACAAGAUGGCCCAUGUCCAACACAUGAAGAGCAUCAAGCAGAGCGUCUUGGAUGGCACUUCCAAGUGGUCAGCAAAGAUCACCAUCAACAUCGUCAGUGCUCAGGGUCUCCAGGCCAAGGACAGAACAGGCUCCAGUGACCCAUAUGUCACUAUUCAAGUUGGGAAGACCAAGAAGAGAACAAAGACCAUCUAUGGCAACCUGAACCCGGUCUGGGAGGAAAAGUUUAGCUUUGAGUGCCACAAUUCAUCAGAUCGCAUUAAGCUGCGAGUUUGGGAUGAAGACGAUGACAUCAAAUCACGAGUGAAGCAGCGUCUGAAGAGGGAGUCUGAUGACUUCUUGGGGCAGAGCAUCAUUGAGGUCCGAACUCUGAGUGGAGAGAUGGAUGUCUGGUACAACCUGGAAAAGAGAACAGACAAGUCAGCAGUGUCGGGUGCCAUUCGUCUUCAGAUUAGUGUAGAGAUCGAGGGAGAGGAGAAGGUGGCACCCUACCACGUACAGUACACGUGCCUUCAUGAGAACAUCUUUCAUUUUUCAACUGAUGUGGAGGGAGGUGGCAUGGUGAAGAUUCCAGCGGCUCAGGGAGACGAUGCAUGGAAAGUUUACUUUGAUGAGGUGCAGCAGGAAAUUGCAGACGAAUUCGCCAUGCGUUACGGCAUCGAGUCCAUAUACCAGGCCAUGACCCAUUUCUCUUGCCUGUCCUCUAAGUACAUGCUGUCAGGGGUGCCGGCAGUGAUGAGCACCCUGCUGGCCAACAUCAAUGCUUUCUACGCCCACCCCACUGCCUCCACCAACGUCUCAGCUCCUGCCAGAUUUGCAGCCUCCAACUUCGGGAGAGAUCGUUUUGUGAAGCUCUUGGAUCAGCUUCACAACUCCCUGCGUAUCGACCUCUCCAUGUACAGAAACAACUUUCCGGCCAGCAGCAAGGCUCGCCUCCAGGACCUCAAGUCAACUGUGGAUCUUCUCACCAGUAUCACCUUCUUCAGGAUGAAGGUCUUGGAGCUGCAGAGUCCUCCCAGGGCUGCCAAUGUGGUGCGUGACUGCGUCAAGGCCUGCUUGAACUCCACCUACGAGUACAUCUUCAACAACUGUCUGGAGCUCUUCAACCGCCAGUUCCAGCCCGCUGUCCAACCAUCUGAGCCAGAGAAGAAAAAGAAGAAGGAAAAAGUGGAGGGAGAGGAAGAGGAGGAGGAGGAGGAAGAGGAGGAGCAUGAUGGUGAAGAGGAGGAAGAGGAGGAGGAGAAGAAGAAAGAGGAGAGCCAGCAGGAGGAGCAGGGCCCGAGCAUCCAGAAUCUGGACUUCUGGCCUAAACUCAUCACUCUCAUCGUCUCCAUCAUUGAGGAGGACAAGAACUCCUACACACCCAUCAUUAACCAGUUUCCUCAGGAACUCACUGUGGGUAAAGUCAGCGCUGAGGUCAUGUGGACGCUGUUUGCUCAGGACAUGAAAUAUGCCCUGGAGGAACACGAGAAGCAUAAGCUCUGUAAGACUGCUGACUACAUGAACCUGCACUUCAAGGUCAAAUGGCUUUACAACGAGUAUGUUAAGGACCUAUCCGCCUUUACAGACACUGUGCCUGAGUACCCUGCGUGGUUCCUCCCAUUUGUUCUGGCCUGGCUGGCUGAGAACGAGGAGGUGUCGAUGGAGUUCAUGCAUGGGGCGCUGGAGAGAGACAAGAGAGAAGGGUUCCAGCAGACGUCUGAGCACGCUCUGUUCUCCAGCUCGGUUGUGGACAUCUUCACUCAGCUCAACCAGAGCUUUGAGAUCAUUAAGAAGCUGGACUGCCCUGACCCUACUGUGGUGGGCCAGUAUAACCGACGCUUUGCCAAGACGAUCACCAAAGUGCUGCUGCAGUAUUGUGCCCUGCUGGCCAAGAGCUUUCCCUCCUACUGUGAGAAGGAGAAGAUACCCUGCGUGCUGAUGAACAACAUCCAGCAGAUGAGGGUCCUAUUAGAAAAGAUGUUUGAAUCGAUGGGAGCAAAACAGCUGGAUACAGAGGCAGCUGACAUCCUCAAUGAGCUGCAGAUGAAGCUCAACACCGUCCUGGACAACUUCAGCGCCAUAUUUGCCAAGAGUUUCCAGACUCGUAUUAACGGCUGCAUGCGUCAGAUGGCUGAGAUCCUCUACCAGAUCAAAGGCCCACCCAAUCACAAUACUGCAGAGGCUGACGCCGACACCAUGCUGAGGCCCCUCAUGGAGUUCCUCGAUGGGAAUCUCAGUGUCUUUGCUGACAUCUGUGAGAAAACUGUGCUGAAGAGGAUCCUGAAGGACCUUUGGAAGAUCGUCCUGAGCAGCCUGGAGAAGACCAUCGUCCUUCCUCAGAGCAAUGACAGCCUGAGUGCACAGCUCCUCACAGCAGCUAAAGGACUGUCAAAUCUCAAGGGAGGUGGUGAAGCCAAAACCCUGACGCCCAAACAAUGUAUAAUUAUCGACACAGGGCUGGAAUCGAUCAAGCAAUAUUUCCAUGCAGGAGGAAACGGGCUGAAGAAGGCGUUCGUCGAGAAAAGCCCGGAACUGGCAUCACUGCGUUACGCUCUCUCCCUCUACUCCCAGAGCACUGAUGCUCUCAUCAAGACAUUUGUCACCACACAACACUCCCAAGUGCAUGAUGGGAUGGGCAUCAGAAUCACUGGCAAUGAGAAGAUUCGACCUGACAGGGGCUCAGGGAUAGAGAAGCCCAUUGGAGAGGCUGUUCUGCAAAUUGACGUGAUGCUGGGGAAAGAACGCAAAGUCAAUGUCAGAGUCAUCGCAGUGAAUGACAUGAAGUGGCAGACAUCAGGGAUGUUCCGGCCUUUUGUUGAAGUGUGCAUGGUUGGUCCCUUUCUGGCUGACAAGAAGCGCAGGUUCACCACAAAAUCCAAGAACAACAGCUGGUCAGCAAAGUUCAACGAGGCUUUCCAGUUUGUUGUGGGUAAGGAGUCCCCAGACUGCUAUGAGCUCCAGGUGACAGUGAAGGACUACUGUUUUGGUCGGGCAGACCGGGUUGUCGGCAUGGCUGUGAUUCAGCUUCGUGAUGUUGUGGACCGCAAGAGCUGCGUGUGCUGGUGUCCGCUUGGGCCGCGCAUUCAUACCGAUGAGACGGGCAUGACAGUGAUGCGUAUCCUGUCCCAGCGGCCUGCUGAUGAGGUGGCUAAAGAGUUUGUCAAGCUGAAAUCAGAAAUUCGUCCUGUGGAAGAGGGCAGAUGAGCAGAGACACUGACUCAAGAUUAGAGAUUGUUGGAAAUGGUAAAAAAGAAAAGCUGACAAGGAUCAUGGUGGGGGUUUAAAUUCACGGCUUUGUGUUGUUUAUGACUUUGUCUGGCGUUUAUGAACAAUGUCAUCUUCAUCCUAAGAGAACACACACAGAUAAAGCUUCUUACUGAUAAUAUUCAACAAGGAGAACAUCCUUAAAAAGACACAAGCAAGUUGGUUAUUUAUUAUAGUUAUGGUAAGAAAGAUGUAUUAAGAAGUAGUAAUAUGUUUUGGAAAGAGGUGCUCUCUCAAAAUGUUGAAGAGAUAAAAAACAUAUAACCAUAAUUAGCACCGGUAUCAUUACCAAGCAGCAUAUGAAUUUAAGUCACCAGCUUGGUGGUCAAAAGUUGUCUUCUAAUUCUGUUGACUGACUGUUCUGGUCAUUUGUGGCAAAUGAAAACUGGAUCAAAUUUAGCAUAUGUGUCAUCUGUUGAGCUAAUACACCAGCUUUUCAUCAAACAUCCAUUCACUGGAAAGACUGAAUUUGUGUCACUGUACACCUGACAAUAUGAAAAGAGGGGACCAAGUUUUAAAACUGAAUAGACUUGAAGUGAAAAUUCUGACCGCUAAUAAUUUACUGCUUAACAAAUAUAACUAUGACAAGAGUCAAGGAUUGGAGGAAGUAAUCCCAAAUUCUUGUACUGUUUUAGCCACUGAGGCCUUGUCUACUAACAAAUAUCUUACCACUGUUGGCUUUUGCAUCUAACACUUUCUGCAAAAAGUGACACUGAUACCAUUCAUUAACCAGCUAAAUAAAAUAACAAAAAAUAUAUUUAAAAAAGAAUAAAUUUCAUACUAUUCCUUUCAAUUGAUUUUAGUAGCCAACAACAAUACCCCAAUUUGAGCAAAAGAGCAAGAAAUAAAGAGCUUCAGGUCCAUUUAAAAAAGAUCAUUGGCUACUUGUUUUUCACUUUACAUGGCUAUAGAGCUUGACACACAUCUGCCACAUCACAUGGCAUAUACUGAUGCAUUGACCCAAGAAGAGUGUCAUGAUGUUUCAUGUGAACUCUAGUAAGGUUUUAACCAGACUUAAUAAAUAAAACCUUGAAAAGAAGAAGAUGACACAAAUUGAAUUAUCUUAAUAAAGCUGGCCAGCUAACAAAGCUAGCUAACUGACUUUAAAUGUGAUUAGGUUCUACAACACUGACUUGUAUUGCAAAAAGCAUUGAUAUUUUUUUUGAGAAGCAAAGAAUUAUGGGUAUAGUAGAGAGUUACUGACAUCCGUCAAGCAAAGCGUAGCUUCUCUGCACUGAGAGAAAUACAGAUUUUUAAUUUAGCUCUUCUGUUUUUGCCAAGUGUCAAACUGUGACUGUGAGCACUGUUUACCUGUCGGCCUGCUUUGAAUGGAAACAACUGAAAACUGACAGCCCGUUUUCUGGGGUUAAGUAGUGUGAACACCUUUAUUGAGGACCAGAAACAGACCUCUAAGAUUUUCUUUUUGUCUACUUUUCCAAUUUUAAAUUGAAUGAGAACAAAGCUGCCACAGCCUUGCCAUGCAUGCACAGUCGCUGUACCCAUCCUAUGUUUCUGAUUACCUGACGAGUGUUUUACACUACACUACAAACUUGGACUUUCUUGGAUGGAAAAGAAAACAUGCAGGCAGGUUCCACACACCUGUCUGUUUACUACGUGCCAAGGAACAUAAGUGUUCAGCGAGCCAUCUUGAACUAGCUCUCUUCACGUACUGUGGGUUGUUUGCAGACAGGUGUGGCCAUUGUUGUCCCAUUUUUAAUGCAUGUUUGCCAUAGUUAGCUGCGCUUUGGUUCUAAACUCAACAUGAUCUGAAUGGUCAAAUUUAGAUGACAUAAUCUGGGAUAUUCUGCUGUAUUAAUCUGAACAAACAUUUGUCUGCAGCAUGGCAGAAGUGCAUAAAGGAGGGAUCUUUUACAGUGGCCACAGCUGUUGUGACAGCUGAACUCUUGCACUCUGUUUAAAAAAAAAACAAAACUGUAAGUUUGUAAAAAAAAGAGAGAAAAAAGUAAAUAAAUAAUGACCAGAGCAUGUAUUUAUUGUAUACAAAUUUAGCUAGAUUGUGGUCUUUUUCAUGUAUGUACUGUGAAAUAUUAAGAUUGAUCAAAUGUAUGUAAAGUAGUUAUCAUUAUUCUAAUGUGACAUAUGUUGAAUAUACUUGUAACAUUAUUUUGUACAUAAAAUAUUUAUUAAUCAAGGCAGUGGAUCCUGUCCUUUGUGCGUGCUUGUAUAUGAUGGUUGGGUUUGCACAGUAAGUGAUGAUCCCCACAAGUAUAGAAAGACAAACGUGUUAUACAGCCUUAUGUUCUCUUCACAUGUCCUUGAGCAAGGAGUUAAACCAUUCACUCGCUGUAAUCUAUGGUAUUUUUAAUUUUACAGUAUUUACAAUAAGAGUCAGACCUGGGUAUGUGAAUCUCUCAUCAGUGUGAUAUGUAUAUAUAAUGGACUGAACAGAUCUCAGAUCAUCCCGUUUCAACAACAGGCCCUUUCACAGCACAUUAGUAUAGGAAUGGUACAGAUAAUGAUGGCUCCGUUCUGUUCACGUGAGCCAGUAUGCAUGGAAUUCAUCCAUCAUUAAAGUUUUCAUAUUUUGAUAUGUCAAAAUGUCUGAAUGAAAAUCUGUGUUCUUAAGGCCUAAUAGGACUCGGACAGCUUUGAUGGCUGGUGCUUUUAGAGUGAACUUGGCAGUGGCUAAUAUUUCCUGCUGAUAUUAUUUUCCUUAUCUGACAUGGCAGCUUUGCAGUGUGUCCUCCAGAGAUGUUAACUGUUUUAAGGGAACAAAAGCCUCAGCAUAUGUCAUCAGUGUGCAGCUACAUUGUUUGCUUGUUGUAUUCUGU